Molecule: messenger RNA, 1612 nt
Organism: Setaria italica (foxtail millet)
Lineage: Eukaryota; Viridiplantae; Streptophyta; Magnoliopsida; Poales; Poaceae
Product: AT-hook motif nuclear-localized protein 17
Exons: 1
Coding region: 316-1269 (317 amino acids)
Cellular component (GO): nucleus
Molecular function (GO): minor groove of adenine-thymine-rich DNA binding; DNA-binding transcription factor activity
Source: RefSeq, a predicted model, not a curated record
CGCCCCGGAUCCGGUGGCCAAUCCUGUCGUAUGUCCCUGCUGCUCCAUCCAUCAUCUAUAGCCUAUCCUUGCUUAUAUCCCGCCGACCGGCCCAAAAGUCCAAAGGAAAUCCGUUCUCGUCUCCCAGUCCCAGCUGCCCCCGGCCCUGCCAUGCGCGUGCCAUGGAAAGGCGCCGCGAGGACCCCUCCUGCUAUUACUACCACGACGCAGCCGCCAGCCUUGCCCUUGCUGCCUUGCACCACGAGCUAGCUAGCUACUGUUAAGCAUCUCUCCGUCGCACGUCUCGCUGUCGUAUCAUUUGCCGCGGUAGCAAGCAUGGAGCGGGACGGGCUUUACGGAGGAGGCCGUGGCGAGGGCGGGUACGUGGUCCGAGACUUCCCACGGCCGCAGCACGGGCAGCAGCAGCGGCAGAUGGAGUGCUUCUCUGAUGAGGUGAGCAGCCGCGACGGCGAGGGGGAGGCGAACGGCGGUGGCAGUGGCCCAACGCCGGCGGCGAACUCGGGGGGAGUAGUAGGAGGUGGUGACGGGGUGACCGUGGAGACGACGGGGAAGCGCAGGCGGGGGCGGCCGCCGGGGUCCAAGAACAAGCCGAAGCCGCCGCCGGUGGUGACGCGGGACGUGGAGCCCGCGGCGGCCAUGCGGCCGCACGUGCUCGAGGUCCCCGCCGGCGGGGACGUCGCCCGCGCGCUCGCGGGCUUCGCGCGCCGCCGCGGCCUCGGGAUCUGCGUGCUCGCGGGGACGGGCGCCGUCGCCGAAGUGACGCUCCGCCACCCGUCGCCGUCGUCGUCGUCCCCCGCCGACGGCGGCGUCGGCGGCUCCGCGACCGUCGUCUUCCGCGGCCGGUACGAGAUCCUCUCCAUCUCGGCCACGUUUCUGGCCCCGUCCAUGUCCGCGGCGGUGCCGCCCCGCGCCGUCAGGGACCUCUCAGUAUCGCUCGCGGGACCGCACGGCCAGAUCGUCGGGGGCACCGUGGCGGGCCCGCUCGUCGCCGCCACCACCGUCGUUAUCCUGGCCGCCGCGUUCACCGACCUUACCUUCCACCGCCUCCCCCUCGAGGACGACGCGUCGGUGUCCGUCUCCGGCAGCGCCGAAGCCGACGAGCAUCGUGGGCACCAGCCGCCGGAGCCGCAGGACGCGGGCGGGCUGCACCCGCACCUGCGCAGCAUGGCUCCGGGGACUCAGCCGGUUCCAUCGUACGCUCGCCAGUCGUCCCAGGAGGUGUGGCCGCCGGCGGGAAGUGCACAGCGUCCAAGGCCGCCGUAUCAAUAGCUCCGAUCGAGCCUCCGACGACGAUUGCUUUUCCUGACAUCGGACGUCUGCUUCUUAUACGGUCAAUGGCGCUCGACCCUUCAUAAUUACACAUCUGAUUAUUUUUCCCGUCUAAUUCCUCUCGAGACAUUUGACAGUGUGGCUAGUGUUAGGGUUUAAUAUCAGAUACAUUUAUGAUCCAGGUACUCCAAACUACUCCACUUCGUUAGGGUUCAUCAUUCUUAUUUAAUUUGAACUAGGAAGGUGGCCCGCUCAAUUUGCGUGGGUAGCUAGCCUUUUGUCAUGCUAAUAUUAACCUUUUUUUGCUUAAAAUUAAAUUUACUGAUGUGAUUUAGUUUUCUCA